UUUUGGAAGUUGGUUUGUUAGAUUGCUAUGUUGGCUGCAGUAUGUGAAGGCCAUUUGACUUGUGUAAGCUGUGCUUCUUUCAACCUAGACCUGUCGAUGGACUUCGUUAUGAUCCACGGGUUUAUCCUUCAGUUGAUAAAAAGCAGCUCAAAUUACUGUGUCUCAAAAAGAUGGGCAUAUAUUAAAAACGAUAGUCUCUUCAUCUUCCCAAAUCACAUUAACCGUAAGAGCUGCCUAAAAAUCCUCCUUAGUCACUCUGAUGUUGCUGUAUCAUAUCAGGAUGAUACACCAUGGAUAACGAUCACAGAACACAACGGAGCUACGUAUCAUUUAAGACCAGAAACAGAGAAAACUUUUCAAAACUGGCUGACUUCAGUUUACAAAGCAUCUCAAAAGUAUUUUUAGCAUCUUAUUAUUCGCAAAACUUAAGUUUUAAAUCACAGACGGUCGGAAAUAAUGUGGAACGCCGUUUUUUUCCUGCUGAUCAACCUUUGUCCACUGUAAUUGAACAGAAAACCCCUACCUCCAAAGGAUUAAAUGAAGAAAGGAGAUUGGAUCAUCUAACUCCUGAUUAUUCUAAUAUUGAGCAAUCUGUUAACAAUCAAUUCAAUGUCAAGCCAUCACGGAAUUCAGUAUUUCAACCAAUUAACAAUAAUCAUUUGAACAGAAAUUUACCAAUGAUUCAUUCAAAAGAGGAAAAUGUAAAAUACUCUAAUGGAAAUAUACUUAGAAAUAAAACUUCACCAAUGAAGUAUGUACCUAGUGAAGAUAAACCACCGCCUAGACCACCAAGAAAUCCACAUGUAUUACACACUGUGAAAGAACAUGUAAAUAUGCGUGAUGAUGAGAUAGUGGAAACGAAAGUAUUGGCAAAUGUGAAACAUCGAUAUCCUGUUACUGGUUUAGCUAAACGAAUGAGUAUUGCUGCAUCGGAUCUUUUAGGCAAAUCGCGUGAUGAUCUUAUUUUAUUGCUUCUGCAAUUGAAUCGUGAAAAAGCUAAUUUAAAAAGAUGGUAUGAAUAUUUCACUUAUCAAAUUGAUCAAAUUCGAUUAGUCAAAGGCAAUACCAACGAAUCAAAAUCCGAUAUAGCUGUAAUUCAAUCUGAAUUGAAUGAUGUCAUUAGUCAAUUGAAAUUAUCCGAUCCUUUAAUAAAAUUUCUUGAUAAUAUGAUUCGUAUGGGUGAUGUUUACGGUGGUGAUGAUGUAUUAUUCGCAAGUGAAUAUCGAAGAGUAAGUAAAUUCAAUUUUUUAAUUAAAUAA
Messenger RNA from Schistosoma turkestanicum, 1259 nucleotides. The record is from the annotation of a GenBank genome assembly. NCBI's taxonomy places the organism in Eukaryota, Metazoa, Platyhelminthes, Trematoda, Strigeidida, Schistosomatidae.